UGGUGCCAACAGGUGAAAUCCUGGCAGAGCACUGUCCAUUUCAUAGCUCCAUAAUUUGCAUAUUCGAAGUAUAACAAGUAGGCUGGUUGCUGUUGCGUCACACGAUACAAAAUGUCAGCAAAACGAACACUCACAAAUUCGGAGUCUUUAGUGCCGAAAAAGUUUUUCCGAUACACUCUCAAGGGGGUGAAUUUCUUUGGAUCUCAAACCGGAGAAGGUUGUUCCUUGGAUGACCUUGUGGCGUACAGCUACCUAAAGAACCAAAAGGCCGAUCGGUUGGAGGUGGUUCGUAUGAUAAUGGAACAAACUACGACAAGUCUUCGAUCGCACGGACUGCUAAUUCAGUCGAAUGAUGGAAAAUAUCAGUUAACUCAUGUGAUAACAAAUUUUAAUGAAAUCACCAGCGGAGAUCCAUCGAAUUCACCCACUUUAUCCAACGAAACUUCCACUGUACCGAACGAUCCAAGAUCGGACGAAACCAGCUCAUUGCCUAGAUCAAAUGAAACCGUUCAACCGGAAUCGCCAUCAGAACCGAACUCUAAUGCUCAGCCCGAGACACUAGAAACUCCAUCACCAAGCAAAUCGGUUGAAUCUACUGAAGGUGAACAAUUCGAAACCAGUAAGUUACUCAACCGAAUGGGUAAAGAAGUCGUCUUACCUAAUCAUCGAGAACAUUCCGGCACCGAGCGGGAUACGACGAACCAACCGACAGACUGGAAGUUGAUGCCGGAACUGAUGCCACUUUCGUUUGAUGACGAUCCACCGACAGAAAGUACUUCGAAACGCGAUGAGAAGACAGCCGCCAUCGGGAACCAUUCGAAAGGGCUACCAGAGCUGAUGCCGCCAGAGUGGAAUAUUGCGGGACUGAAAUUAUUCAACUACGAUGACGAUUCGGAUUGAGCUCGGAGGAAAAUUGAUUUGAGUUCGUUGAAUAUUUAU
This is a messenger RNA of Malaya genurostris, 939 nucleotides long. RefSeq lists its product as uncharacterized. The record is from RefSeq and is a predicted model, not a curated record. The transcript is spliced from 2 exons. Lineage: Eukaryota; Metazoa; Arthropoda; Insecta; Diptera; Culicidae. Bases 112 to 900 code for a protein of 262 amino acids.